Molecule: messenger RNA, 1350 nt
Organism: Lasiodiplodia theobromae
Lineage: Eukaryota; Fungi; Ascomycota; Dothideomycetes; Botryosphaeriales; Botryosphaeriaceae
Product: Pq loop repeat protein
Exons: 1
Coding region: 1-1350 (449 amino acids)
Source: RefSeq, a predicted model, not a curated record
AUGGCAGACUCUUCUCCACCUUGGUCGGCCCUGCGCUCCGUCUUUGAGCCCUCGCUCCCCGCCUACUGCGAACCCGAGUCCGACUUCCUCUUUCGCUUCUCCUCCACCUUCCACACCUGCGUGCCCACCAAGCUUGCCUUCAUAUCCUCGCUCCUCGGAACCCUCAGCAUCGUAUCGUGGCUCUUUGCCCAGCUGCCCCAGAUAUACAAGAACUACACCCUCAAGAGCACCUCGGGGCUCAGCAUAUUCUUUCUCGCCGAAUGGCUGUUGGGUGACCUGUCGAACCUGCUGGGUUCGCUGUUUACCGACCAGGCUCUGUGGCAGGUGAUAAUCGCCUGCUACUACUGCUUCGUGGACUGCUGUCUGGUCGCACAAUGGAUUUGGUACGAGCGCUUGCGCCACGGCCGCCCGUUGGUGCGCGUGUGGAGGAGAGGCUCGCGCGACAACUAUCAUGGCGAUAGCGCGGCCGAUAUGACUGAGUUCAUUGACGGCGUGUCCAUCUCCGAUAACGACAGCACUGACGCGAAGCGCGUGCCGCACUCGGAUCCCAAGGAUGUCUUCCGGAGCCCGCAGUAUUCGUCAUCGCCCUCUUCCAAGGAACGUGAGGAUAUGGAUGAGGACGAUAUGGAGCCUACGCCCUCGAACCGCAGCAUCCGUCGUAUCGGCCGCUCCGGCUCCCCGUACCCGUCUCCGCGCACUGUCCUCUAUGUCUCCAUGCUCCUUGCCGUUGUUGCGCAAGCCUCUCCUCUGAAUGGACCGAGCCCGGCGUACCCUAUCAUCGCGCACCAAAAGGAGUCGACGGAGACUGCCACGCAGGUGGCCGGCCGGCUGCUGUCCUGGCUUAGCACGGUCAUGUACCUGGGCUCCCGCAUGCCGCAGCUGUACAAGAACUACAAACGCAAGUCCACUUCUGGCUUGUCCCCGACUCUCUUCCUGGCGGCAUUCAUGGGCAACUUGUUCUACUCAUCCUCCAUCCUUUCGAAUCCGUGCGCGUGGGGCACAUACCCGCCUCACGGAGCUCGUGGCUGGGUCGGAUCCGGGGGCAGCGUGCAGUCCGAAUGGGUCGGUCGGGCCAUCCCGUUCUGGCUGGGAGCGGCGGGUGUGCUGAUGAUGGACGGCGCCGUCGGCGUGCAGUUCUGGUACUACGGCGAGGGAUCGCUCGCCGACUCCACUAUCCUCGUGCCUGAGGAGGGUGGGAAGCGAUGGAGAUGGCGGAGGGUCUCAGGCUGGCUUAGGGGAUGGAUCCCCUCAGUCGACGGAGGUGCAGGUAACAGCGGACUGUCCUCACCAAGCGCGGAGGAACAACGAUUACUGGGCGCCGGUGCGGAGGAGCGGUAUGGCGGGGUUUAG